Molecule: messenger RNA, 1344 nt
Organism: Cucurbitaria berberidis CBS 394.84
Lineage: Eukaryota; Fungi; Ascomycota; Dothideomycetes; Pleosporales; Cucurbitariaceae
Exons: 2
Coding region: 1-1344 (447 amino acids)
Source: RefSeq, a predicted model, not a curated record
AUGGGUCGAAAAUUGCUUGACUGCGGAGACUUCAAUCCGAACUGCGCGGCAAAGAAUCAGGUUGUUGAAGCGGAUGCGGAUAUCGCUGGUAUCGGCGUCAUAGUAGGCUUCCUCUCAACAACAUGCCUAGCAUUCCUGAUAGCGUUCACGGUCAUCUUCCUGGAUCGUUAUGAACGCAUCGUAAACUUCCACAGACGAUGGAUAUUCAAGAACAAAGAGGUUUACCAACACAAUUAUGAUGAGCCCUACUGGCGCUCCCCAGCCUUCUGGUCGCGCGUACUGAGCAAGAACUUGCUCGCAUUGGCGGACACGCAACUCCUGACGGGCCUAGCCAUUCAGUUCACGGCCAUGCUAAAACAUUGCCGGUUGACCAUUUACCACUUUCAAAUAGUCACCGAUCUUGCGUUCCUCACCACAAUCACGCACCUUCUCACGGUCGUUGCACUCAGGAACUACUUCGUAAAAAACAGGUGGAUCAAUUUGCCACGUAUCUUCUUUAUGCUGAGUAACCUUGCACUGCUGGGAUACACGUCUUUCGUUGCCUACUCGUACGAUCUGGUUGGUCUUGAUCUUUCCAUGUCCCUCGCAUGCUUCUUCAAAGGCAACCGUCCACCAUUCAAGGGUGCCUUCGGCGGGAAGUGGGCAGCGUUGCUAGUAGGAGCGAUUGGCGGCCACGUCACCGUCAUUCUCGCUAUGUAUUGGUUCAAGGACCCAAAAGAAAACACGAACAAAAAGUGGUGGUGGUAUGUCGGCGCCGCCUUCCGUACCUGGAUCGUUGCGCCAAUCUACUCGAUAUACGGUAUCUGGAUGGCUGGAGACGGUCUCAGGAACACGCAAGCUCUCGGUAAACCAAACGUGACUAUGGAGGGCAAUGAAAGCCAGUGGAACUUUGGGCAAUUCUUGCCUAUCCUCCUACUGGCGUUGCCGAUAUUUGCGGGCUGGGAGAGCUUCUGGGAAGAAAAGGACGAGGAUCGAGAUAAUCGGUUCGGACGACAUUCAUUCAGGACCUCGAAAGGUGGCACGAGCAGUCAGCUCAAUAUGAUCGAGUUGCAGGUACCGAAUCCGGCGAGCAGUGAGCGGCGGCGAUCAUCGCGAGACGCAUCAGUUGAAGAGCAGGAAGUCGAGAGCGAUGGAACGAGUUCGGCAAACACGCCACGCCACCUGUCAAGAUCCCGUGUGCGGUCGGCAGGACCAACUGUGGACGGUCAGCCCUCAACUUCUCCAAAUCAAAACUCAGCGCUUGGUUCUUCCUCGCUUCUAUCUGUCCCAUCACCAGCAGUGAGCCCUAGGUUCGAGAGUGAGUCUAGCGUCUAUGCUGGUCGUCCCCCAGGAGCUCAGGGAUGA